GUUACGUUUCUGUCGCUCUAGUCGCUCAAACUCGCUCACUUCAAUUCAAUCCCUCGUCUCUAGUACUACGCGCCAUUCGGAAUUUUCGUUUUCUCUAAGUCGCGUACUUGUGGUCUAUACGACAUUCGUGACGGUGAACCAAUUUACUAGCGUUUACCCGCGGCGAUUCACUACUCGUAACUACUUUGUUUUCGACAGCCGUCAGAAUGUCAGCAGAAAAUGACAAUGCAGAUUCUUCAUCCUCUGGUUCUGAAAUGGAACAGGACACUCCACAUAAACAUAAAUCUGGUUUUAAAGGAGAAGGUGAUGAUAUAAUGCCGAUUCUUCCACCAAUAGUCAAAAAACGUGUUAAAGCUUUGAAAAAGUUACUGGUAUCACAAACUGAUGUUGAUACAAAAUUCUACACUGAGCUUCAUAUUCUUGAAUGUAAAUACCACAAAGAGUAUUUGCCAUAUUAUAAUAAGCGAAGUGAUAUAGUUCAAGGAAACUAUGAGCCUACUGAAGAAGAAUGUGAUUUUCCAUCAGAUGAAGAAGAUGAUGUCAAGGAUCUCUCUACAGAUAUGGAAGGAAAAAUCAAACUUGAGGAGUCUAAAGCUAAUGAAGCUGUAGUAGACAGUACUAACGACAAGAUAAAAGGCAUUCCAGACUUUUGGCUAACUAUUUUAAAGAACACAAGUCUCAUCAGUGACAUGAUUCAACCCCAUGAUGAACCUAUACUUAGUCAUUUGACAGAUAUCAAAGUUUAUCUGUUAGAAGAACCCAUGGGUUUUGCUUUGGAAUUCCAUUUUUCUCCUAAUGAAUGGUUUACUAAUACUGUUCUAACCAAGGAGUAUGAAAUGAAAUGUGUACCUGAUAAAAGCAAUCCAUUAAGUUUUGAGGGUCCUGAAAUUUUCAAGUGUAAAGGCUGCACUAUUCAAUGGAAUAAAGGAAAGAAUGUGACAGUGAAAGUAGUUAAAAAGAAACAAAAGCAUAAAGUUAAGGGUGCCGUUCGGUUUGUUAACAAGACUGUACAAAAUGUAUCAUUUUUCCACUUCUUCAGUCCUCCUACUGUACCAGAUGAUCCAGAGACUGAAGUUGAUGAAGAAAUUGAUAAUUUGUUGACAACAGACUUUGAAAUAGGUCAUUAUAUCCGUGAAAGAAUAAUUCCUAGAGCUGUUCUGUACUACACAGAUUUCUUUUUUUUUAAUUGUAUGAUAGGCGAAGCAUUAUUGGAAGAAAAUGAUUAUGAUGAAGAUGAUGAAGAAGAAGAGUCUGAAAAUGACGACGACGACGAUGAUGAUGAUGAAGAUGAAGGAACUGUUAACGAUCCUGAAUACAAUCCACGUCAGGAUAAACUGUUGAAUAAACAGGUCAACCCAGCUGAAUGUAAACAGCAGUAAAUUGUAAUAGCAUUAAAACCUCAUGUGUACUCACUACUCGUUUUACAAAUAAAUAAAAAUUAAAUAAAUACUUCACUCAUAAUAAGUAAGUCUACACAUUUUUAAGAUUAAGCCUUCAUUCAUUGUUAUGUGAUCAGUUAAAUAUGGAAUAUUAAGUGUAUUUUAUACAUUGCUUUAACUUUAUACACUAAUAAAAUUAUUUUUAUAUUAUCAUAUACAUAUAUUUUUUUACUAAAGGUUUGUACAAGUAGAAUACAGAUUAUGAGUAUUCAGUUA
Diuraphis noxia (Russian wheat aphid) is the source of this 1655-nucleotide messenger RNA. RefSeq names its product nucleosome assembly protein 1-like 1. Gene Ontology annotation, biological process: nucleosome assembly. Lineage: Eukaryota; Metazoa; Arthropoda; Insecta; Hemiptera; Aphididae. Gene Ontology annotation, cellular component: nucleus. The record is from RefSeq and is a predicted model, not a curated record.